AAGAUUAAAAUACAAAUGAAAAGCAAUUUAAGACGUUUUGAGUUGAUUCCAUUUGGUAGAGUAGAAGAUGAAUUUAGCUUAUUUCAGAUUUUGUUCCGUGGAACCCUGGAGCCUGUGGAGAAGGCCCUGAGGGAUGCCAAGAUGGACAAGACCCAGAUCCAUGACAUUGUCCUGGUGGGUGGCUCCACACGUAUCCCCAAGAUUCAAAAGCUGCUGCAGGACUUCUUCAAUGGCCGUGACCUCAAUAAGAGCAUAAAUCCUGACGAGGCUGUGGCCUAUAGUGCAGAUGGCAGAGAAGGAUGAGUACGAUCACCAGCAGAAAGAACUAGAAAAGGUGUGCAACCCCAUCAUCUCCAAGCUAUACCAGGCUGGAAUGCCAGGAGGAAUGCCUGGUGGCUUCCGAGGUGGAGCUGGAGGCGGCUCCUCCUCUGGCCCAACUAUCGAGGAGGUCGACUGAUCACUCGGCUGACAGUGUCUUUAUCUCAGAU
Siniperca chuatsi (mandarin fish) is the source of this 488-nucleotide messenger RNA. RefSeq names its product heat shock 70 kDa protein-like. Lineage: Eukaryota; Metazoa; Chordata; Actinopteri; Centrarchiformes; Sinipercidae. The transcript is spliced from 3 exons. Gene Ontology annotation, biological process: cellular response to unfolded protein; protein refolding. The coding region runs from base 16 to 303 and encodes 95 amino acids. Gene Ontology annotation, molecular function: heat shock protein binding; ATP hydrolysis activity; ATP binding. Gene Ontology annotation, cellular component: cytoplasm. The record is from RefSeq and is a predicted model, not a curated record.